This is a messenger RNA of Spea bombifrons (plains spadefoot toad), 830 nucleotides long. RefSeq names its product E2F transcription factor 6 (gene E2F6). NCBI's taxonomy places the organism in Eukaryota, Metazoa, Chordata, Amphibia, Anura, Pelobatidae. Gene Ontology annotation, molecular function: DNA-binding transcription factor activity, RNA polymerase II-specific; protein dimerization activity; RNA polymerase II cis-regulatory region sequence-specific DNA binding. Gene Ontology annotation, biological process: regulation of transcription by RNA polymerase II. Bases 86 to 820 code for a protein of 244 amino acids. The record is from RefSeq and is a predicted model, not a curated record. The transcript is spliced from 6 exons. Gene Ontology annotation, cellular component: RNA polymerase II transcription regulator complex.
GGCCCUGCAGCGGGACCGGAAGUGUCCGCGACCCUGUGUUUUUCCCGCUAGGCAUCUUGGUGGGCCUCCAGGCCGUGCUGGAAACAUGUCGUAUCCGGAGUCGUAUGCCCAUGUUGUGUACACGCUGCGCGAUGGCGAUGAUGGGGCGCGUUUGGUGAGCCUGCCAAAGAAGGCUAUCCCUGAUGAAUUCCAGAAGACCAUGAGAAAGUCGAUGAGGUUACCAAAGCCUCGCUUCGACGUGUCUUUAUUCUACCUGACCCGCAAGUUCAUGGACGUCAUCAAAGCCGCCCCAGAUGGCAUUGUGGAUCUAAAUGAUGUGGCCAAACUUCUAGGGGUGAGGAAGAGACGGGUUUAUGAUAUCACCAACGUCCUGGACGGCAUCCAGCUCAUCCAGAAGAGGUCCAAGAAUUUAGUCCAGUGGGUAGGGACUGACCUGAAUCACACGGGCACAGAGAUCCCGCAGCAGCAGCGGCUUCGAAACGAUAUAAGUGAUCUUACGGCUAUGGAGGAAGCGCUGGACAACUUGAUAAAGGACUGUGCGCACCAGCUAUUUACCCUAACAGAAGACAAGUCAAACAAGAAGUUUGCUUAUGUGACUUAUAAAGAUAUUCACAGCAUCGACGCAUACCAUGAACAGAUUGUCAUUGCUGUCAAAGCUCCAGAAGAAACCAAGUUGGAAGUCCCAGCUCCUAAUGAAAAUUGCAUACAAAUUCACAUAAAGAGCACAAAAGGACCCAUUGACGUGUAUUUGUGUGAGGUGGAACAGGAAAGCGCAGAGGAGCAAUCUUUUGAACCCCUGAGCAAUACUGUCACGGCAUAGACAGAUCAAA